CCGAGUUCUUUCACUUCGCCUGAUGAUCCUGAGAUAGGAAGCUGGAAUCGACUUCCGCGGUGGCCACAUCCAACGGAAUUCGUGUUUUUUCAGUGCCAAAGGGUUUCAAGCUUGAGCCUCCAAAAUGGUCAUAAUGGGCCCGCAAGGGCUGACCGCCGCCCAGGUGGGUGCCAUCUGGGAAGAGCGUCCCCUGUCGCUGUUGAACUUGGACUUUGUGCUCGGUGGCCCGCGGUCGGACGAUGACUACGACGCGUUCGACGCCUUCUUCAGCGAUCAUCUGCUGGCGGAGCGGGCGCCCUCGCUGGCCAAGGGCAACAAAGCGGCCGACCGGAUCCGGGCCGAGGGGAAUCGGUUCUAUGUGCGCGGCGACUACCACGCCGCGAUGGGCAAGUACAACGAGAGCAUCUGCUACGCGGCGCCCGGCUCGGAACAGAUGGCGAUCGCGUGCGCCAAUCGGUCGGCAUUUAACUACGAACAUAACGAGUUCGAGCAGGCCCUGGUUAACAUCCGGUUGGCCAAGAAGCACAACUAUCCGGAACGACUGAUGCCGAAGCUGUUGAAUCGAGAGCUUAGCUGCAAGCAGAAGCUUGCCGCCGGAGAAUCGAAGGGAUUGAUUCCGUGUCCGCUGAUGUACAUUAACGUGGAGACGAACCCGAAGAUUCCCUUCCUGGCCAAGGGUAUUCACAUGGAGGUGUUGCCGGAUUUCGACCGGAGUAUGGUUGCCGACCGGGACUUCCGGACGGGGGACGUUAUUUUGGACGAGAAGUGCAUUCUUGCCGUCGUGGACGCCGAGCGACGCUAUCAUCGGUGUGGCCGCUGCUCUACGGAAGGAUUUUACUCGUUGAUACCGUGUCCGCACUGCGUUUCGGUCAUGUACUGUAGCGAGAAGUGUCUGGAGUGGGACUGGAAGUACGUCCAUCGCUUUGAGUGCGCCGUCUCGGACAAGCUGCAGUACAUUUCGUACGGCCACGUGGCCAUGGGAUCGAAGCUGUUUCUGUACGGACUCUCGCUGUUCAACGACGACCUGGACGAGAUGAUGCGCUACUUUGAGACGUUGGAGAAGUCCGGGGGGAACGCCCUCAACCUAGACUACACCGAGUACGACCCGCUGGAAGAGUGGAAGGACCUUUGCAACGUGAAGGUCGUCGAACCUGGCCUUAUUUUCGCUUACCGAAACGAGAAUUUUGCUCGAUUGGCCGGAUCUGCGCAUUGCUAUAUGCUGCUGAAGAACCCGGCCGUCGCCGCAAUCGUCAACACGCCCGCCAAGCGAACCUUCAUGUACCAAUGCGUUCGAGAUUUCGUCCGGCUGGCCAACUUCUACAAGUGGGAAAGCUUCUCCAGUCCGCUCUGUCCGGUGGCGUCCCUGUUCAACCACUCGUGCGACGCCAACGCAGUCGCCACGAUCCACUCGGACAAGAUCCGGAUCGUCGUGCUGCGUCCAAUCCGUGCAGGUGAGCAGAUUUGUGUCUCGUACGGUCCAAGCUGGUGGGACAAACCCGAUCCCACUCCGUACAGGGCGCACUUUGAGUGCAAAUGUGUCGCUUGCGAUCCGGAAAAGUACGACGAGUGGCGCGCCCAAGGUCGGGAACCUCCGGCCAGCUUCUUCAAGAACGCUGAAACGGCCAUCGCGGUGCUAGGGGACGAGCUGGCCAACAAUGCCGCCAAAUACAACGCCAUUACGCAGUUGAUCGAGAAAUACGCGUACCUUCAUCCGCAGAAAAACUUUGCGGCCCUGCUGUACAAGCACCAGGAGUCGCUGCGCACGCUCAUUGACGACGAGGACGGAACGUACCAUCGGACCAUCGCCCAUGCAAAGUUGGAAGAGGAAGACGAAUGAGCUUCUUUUGUUGAAUUGAUUUAUUUGAGUUAUUUUUCAUGAACAAUAAAGUAAAAGCCUUUCAGAA
Messenger RNA from Culex pipiens pallens (northern house mosquito), 1904 nucleotides. RefSeq names its product SET and MYND domain-containing protein 4-like. Lineage: Eukaryota; Metazoa; Arthropoda; Insecta; Diptera; Culicidae. The record is from RefSeq and is a predicted model, not a curated record. Gene Ontology annotation, molecular function: protein binding. The transcript has 3 exons. Bases 125 to 1837 code for a protein of 570 amino acids.